ACACAGUAUCUCCACUCCUAAUGCAAUCAAGACACUUCCGGUGCCAUUCUUCCGAAUGUUAUUUAUUAUAUAUCAUUUGACUCGAAUAUUCAUUAAAUAAAAAAUAAAUACUAUACGUUACUAUUUUAGUAUUAAAAAAAGCGCAAGAAAUAUUUGAGAUUUUUGUGAAUGCAGUGGUAGAUGUUGACCGUCUCGUUAAUAUAAAGAAUUGAAAAUUCUAACCUGAAAUUUUAAAAUAAGAAUCAGAAAAAAAAUGUGCACAUGUGUUAAUUGAAAAUCUGUACCAAAUAUUUCUAAUAUGAACAUCAGCGCAUCAAAUUAUACAAAAACUUCUACAAAGGGCAAUCAAGAAUCAAAUAUGUUAUCAAAGAAACAAAAACUAAGUUCAUAUGAUCCUAAGGAAGAAGCUAGAUUGGAACAGAUUGUUUUUGGAGAUGUAAGUGAUGUCAUAAGUAAUUUACCACAUGACAAUCAUAUUGAAAAAGCAAAUAAAAGCACGACUAUACAUUUGGAUGAUGCGGAUGAUGCUGAUGAUGUAGAAGUUAAAGAUGAGAUACUUUCUACGAAUUCUGACGAAAAUAGUGAUGAGGAUGAAAAAAAAGAGGAAAAAAAAGAGGAAAAAAAAAGAGUUUGGGUGGAUGAAGAUGAUGCAAAAUAUACUGUAAAAAUGGCAUUUAAUAUUAAACAACUCAAGAUUCCCAACACAAGACCUGAGAAAUUUUAUACGGAAUUCUUGGAGAAUAAGUACAAAAAGCUUGUAGGUACUCCGAAAUGGGCAGAAUUUAAUAGAGUACCAGAUAAUUUUGAUGAUAUAGAUUAUGAUAUCUUGAAGCAUAGCUCUCACUUAGAAGCACCACAAUUGAAGAGCUUGCCAAAAGACAAUAUCGAUAUUAAAGCCAUGAAACCAAUAAAUCAAAAGACAUUUAAUGAAGGUCCUAUAGUAUCAAGUUUGGAAUUUCAUCCAACCUCUACAUUAGCUCUUGUUGCUGGUUCAGCUGGAAUUUUGUCUCUUUUUCAGAUUGAUGGUAUAGAAAACAAUAAAUUGUACAGUACUCAGUACAAACAUUUUCCAAUUAGUAAAGCAAAAUUUCUCAAAGAAGGAACUGAAGUUAUAUUAGGAUCUCAGUUUUACUCAUAUUGCCAUUCUUAUAAUUUAAUUAGUGGAAAAACUUAUAAAAUACCAUUACCAAGUCUUAUUACUAACAUGAAGAGAUAUGAAGUAUCUCCUGAUGGACGAUUGAUAGCACUGUGUGGAAGAUCAGGUGAAAUUUAUUUAUUAACGAGUUCUUCUAAAGAACUUAUCGGCACCCUAAAGAUGAAUACGAAAUGCCGAACAGUUUCAUUUACUCCUGAUAGUAAAAGACUCGUAUCACAUGGAGAUGGUCAUGAAAUGUAUAUUUGGGAUAUAAACAGUCGAACUUGUAUACAUCGUGCAGUAGAUGAUGGAUGCUUGUCUUGUGCAGUAACUGCAAUAUCUCCGAAUGGUCAAUUUUUAGCUACUGGAAGUAGGGAAGGAAUUGUUAAUUUAUAUGACGUAAAUAGAUUACUUCAAGAAAAAUUUCCAGUUCCUCUUAAAGCAAUUUGCAAUCUUGUUACUCCUAUUUCUGCAUUGAAAUUCAACCCUACAUCAGAGAUAUUAGCCAUGGCUUCUGAUCAAAAAGCAAAUGCUUUUAGAAUGUUACAUUUGCCGUCAUUAAAUGUAUUUUUUAAUUUUCCCACAUUUCAAACAACAAUAUCAAUGCCCUCUGAUAUUGAUUUUUCUCCUAACAGCGGUUACUUAGGUAUAUCAAAUUUGUCAUACAAAGCAUUUUUAUACAGAUUGAAACAUUAUGGAAAUUAUUAAGUAUUAUUUUGUUGUAAAAAUUGUCUAAGUAUACAGUCGAUAUAAACUUAUAAUAUAUAAAUCUUAUAAAGAUAUCUUAUAAGAAAUUUUUACAAACAUUCAAAUCUUAUCCUUUAUACUUUGUAUUUCAUGAUCAUAUGUACAUAUCAUAGUUGUAUGUAUUUUUUUUUUUUUAUAAUAUAAUUAUAUACUAAACUGAAAUUCUUCUAUCAUUAUAUAUAAAUAAAGAUUCGAAAUAAGUUAUCCUUUUUUUAUUGUGAAAUUAAAAAAUUUAGGAUAUGAACUUUUAAUUAAAAAUAAAUAUGUGUUUGAGUCAGUAAAUAACAUCAUAAUUUUGUCAAUUUUAUUUUUAGUAUGUAAGAAAAAUGACAGAGAAUAGUAUUUUUUUCUGUACUCUGCCUAUUCAUGAAUCUUCAAGCCACAAAGAAAUAAAUUUUGAAAAUAAUAAUAAAUGCAGCUUGAAAAUAUUGUUAUAGCUACUCACGACACAUUAUUUGUAAAAAAUAGAUGUGUACUCUUUAGAAGUACACAUUUUAUUUUUACAGAAAAACAUGAUUAAGUUUUAUUUACAAAUUAAAAGUGUUUGUAGAAAUCUCUAGAAUACAUUAAGCUAUAUUAUAUACAUAUUAUUGAUAUUUAAAAUAAAGAAAAUGUGUUUUUGUAUGAAACUUAAAAAAA
Molecule: messenger RNA, 2521 nt
Organism: Polistes canadensis
Lineage: Eukaryota; Metazoa; Arthropoda; Insecta; Hymenoptera; Vespidae
Gene: wcd
Product: U3 small nucleolar RNA-associated protein 18 homolog
Exons: 8
Coding region: 299-1843 (514 amino acids)
Biological process (GO): rRNA processing
Cellular component (GO): Pwp2p-containing subcomplex of 90S preribosome; small-subunit processome
Molecular function (GO): protein binding
Source: RefSeq, a predicted model, not a curated record